Aspergillus caelatus is the source of this 1282-nucleotide messenger RNA. RefSeq names its product alpha/beta hydrolase. The transcript has a single exon. NCBI's taxonomy places the organism in Eukaryota, Fungi, Ascomycota, Eurotiomycetes, Eurotiales, Aspergillaceae. Bases 209 to 1180 code for a protein of 323 amino acids. The record is from RefSeq and is a predicted model, not a curated record. Gene Ontology annotation, molecular function: hydrolase activity.
CGAAGUAUCUAUGGAAUUCUUUGUUGGAUCAGUCACCAUGGAUUGUUCCUACAUAAAGCUUGGGGGAGGAUGGAAUGCAAGGACAGAGCUUCAAGUCAUCGCAUCGUAUACAUCACCAUAAUAACCACUACUAUUCGAUUCACAGUUCGAUUAAGCCCCUUUCCUUUUGCAGCAUAAAGACCCUUUGUAUCUAUACACCAACCCAAACAUGUCUUCUCAAAUUCCGCGACCUAAACUUAAUUCAGAGCUUGCCCAGGUGCAUCAAGCCCUCCCAAAGAUUGGGAUGAGCACCAAGGAAGAGCUCGAAUCUUACCGUCAAUUUUUAGGAUCGUCCUUCUCACUGGAGGAUGCGAUCCGAGGCAGAGAGGAUGUGCUCUCUUACGAAGAACGAGACAUCCCAGGGCCAGCCGGACCGAUGAGGGCUACGAUAUUUCGUCCAAAGAACGAGACCCAGCGGAUAGAAGAGACACCGGGAGUCCUUUGCAUGCAUGGAGGUGGGCUGGUCAGCGGGAAUCGCUUCGUAGGAGUCAUCGGCAUGUUGGACUGGGUCCAGGCUCUCGGUGCUACCCUUGUGACUGCCGAGUACCGCCUCGCUCCUGAGUAUCCCCAGCCUGCAGCGCUGGAGGACAGUUACGCAGCACUCCAGUGGAUGAGCAAUCACUCAACAGCACUUGGAUUCAACCCGCGCAAAUUGGUUGUAUGUGGUGGCUCGGCAGGCGGGAAUCUCGCUGCCGGGGUUACGUUACUGGCUCGCGACCGAUCGGGGCCUGAAGUCUGCGCUCAAGUACUAAUGUAUCCGUUACUCGACGAUAGUAACCAGGGGCAUUCUGUACAGCAAUUUGGUGACAUCGCUCCCUGGACUGGGUUGAACACUAUUGAUGCCUUGAGAUACGCUCUUGGCAAGAACCACGAGCAUGCUGAUAUGUAUACCGUUCCUUCGCGCGCUACGAACCUCUACAGUUUGCCACCCACAUUCAUUGACGUUGGUGAGGCGGACGCAUUCCGUGACGAAGAUAUGGCUUAUGCUGCGAACUUGUGGAAGUCUGGUGUAUCCACAGAGUUGCAUGUAUGGCCUGGUUGCUGGCACGGCUUCGAUGCGUUUGUGCCAGAUGCGCCUAUUAGUCUGCAGGCGGGGGCUGUCCGUCUGAAUUGGCUCAAAAAAGUGCUCGAAAGCUCCUGAUAGAGUUAUCAAUGUGGGUACUUACGCAUUUGAUGGGGUUAUGACGAUAUCUUUCCUUUGAUUUUACAACUGUAUAUAGCUUCCAUGUGCCCGGCAUUGUUU